Messenger RNA from Pomacea canaliculata, 1072 nucleotides. RefSeq lists its product as uncharacterized. The transcript has 3 exons. The record is from RefSeq and is a predicted model, not a curated record. Bases 153 to 578 code for a protein of 141 amino acids. NCBI's taxonomy places the organism in Eukaryota, Metazoa, Mollusca, Gastropoda, Architaenioglossa, Ampullariidae.
UUCAUUUUUUUGUUGUCUUUCACAAACAGGUCUAUCGCUCCUAUCACCUGGUGCAGGUGAAAGAUCUCUUCAGAGAAAGUUGUGUGCGAGAGAACAGCAGCGAGCAACUUAUAUUUGCCUUCCCACUAAGAACCGGAAAUAAAAUCGAGACCAUGCCACCAACUCGUCGGCGACUUAAUUUCGGAGAAAUCGGUGUUGUGACUAGAUCGAGAAGCAUACAACUUCAGGAGCAAGAGACACUGGAAAAAUUCCUGUCGAGCUUCACGGUGAUCAGCCCUUCAAAAGGAACAACAACGGACAUCAUGAGUCGGGUCAGUGUCUUCAGACAGAACAGCUCGGGGGAUUCCAGCACGGAGCAAGGUGAAAUGGAGAGUUGGGAGAAAAUAACUGUGGGAAGAAAAAGACGAAGAAAAAACACAAAUAAACGACUUCAGACUAAUCAGCAGGACGGGACCAGUAAAAAGCUUCCUGUCACCCUGAUUGAAAUAUGGGACAAUAAUUUCUCACAAGGCAUAUUCAUGAUCAAUUUAUACUCAAGAUGUCAGUGUAGAUUCUGUAGAAGUCCACUGUGGCAGUAGGUGCAUGCUACGAUUCAUUUCAACUUUGUAUUUAAAUCUGCAAGUAUAUUGGUAUCACUAUUGGUAUGUAUAUUUAAAUUAUUUACUUUAGUGUGCCUUUUUCCGCUCAAAAUGUAACAGUAUUAUGUACAGCCUGCAGACAAGUGUUUGAGAGAGAAGAGAGAAACGGGAUUUUUUUUUAAUUUGAAAAUAGUUUUCUCCUCCCUUACUUUCCUGUCUCACUUGCUAUUGUUGGCAACACACUUCAUCCCAUUGUUUUCCUCCCUUUUUUAGGUCGUCAUCUCUGAUAAUAGAUUCGGUCAGCCAUUCUCCAAAUGCUAUAUCCAAUAAUUGUAAAUAAUUCCAAAGCGGCGUGACAGCCUGUGCCAACUUUUUUCUACUGUACAUUUUUCAAUGCCAUGAGAAGAAAUUCGAAUUAAUAAAUAUGCUAAAUCCAGAAUUGCUAUUGAGUUCUUUGUCUUCAAUUUUUGCAAUCAACCACUUUUGACUCAAAA